This is a messenger RNA of Lonchura striata (white-rumped munia), 708 nucleotides long. The record is from RefSeq and is a predicted model, not a curated record. NCBI's taxonomy places the organism in Eukaryota, Metazoa, Chordata, Aves, Passeriformes, Estrildidae.
AUGGCCAAGAGCGUCACCUGCACCAGGGGAGCACGACUUCCAGCUGGAAUUCGGGAAACCGGCACGGCCAAGAGCGUCACCUGCACCUACUCCCCCUCCCUGAACAAGCUGUUCUGCCGGCUGGCCAAGCCCUGCCCGGUGCAGGUGCGGGUGGGGGUCCCGCCGCCCCCCGGGGCGCUGCUCCGCGCCGUCGCCGUCUACAAGAAAGCCGAGCACGUGGCCGAGGUGGUGCGGAGGUGCCCCCACCACGAGCGCUGCGGCCCCGACGGCAAUGCCCCCGCCCAGCACCUGAUCCGGGUGGAGGGGAACCCCCAGGCCCGGUACCACGACGACGAAACCACCAAGAGACACAGCGUGGCCGUGCCCUACGAACCCCCUGAGGUGGGCUCGGAGUGCACCACGGUUCUCUACAACUUCAUGUGCAACAGUUCCUGCAUGGGGGGCAUGAACCGCCGGCCCAUCCUCACCAUCCUCACCCUGGAGGGGCCAGGGGGUCAGAUCCUGGGCCGGCGCUGUUUCGAGGUUCGGGUCUGCGCCUGCCCCGGCCGCGAUCGGCGCCACGAGGAGGAGACACAGCGCAAAGGGGGCGGGGCCGGGGGCGGGGCCAAGAGAGCGCUGCCCCCCCCGGCUGAGGCCGCCGAGAGCUCCAAGAAACGAGUCCAGGACCCCGACGAGGAAAUCUUCUACCUGCCCGUGCGUCGGGAGUGA